Molecule: messenger RNA, 1142 nt
Organism: Morus notabilis
Lineage: Eukaryota; Viridiplantae; Streptophyta; Magnoliopsida; Rosales; Moraceae
Product: L-ascorbate peroxidase, cytosolic
Exons: 10
Coding region: 134-883 (249 amino acids)
Biological process (GO): hydrogen peroxide catabolic process; cellular response to oxidative stress; response to reactive oxygen species
Molecular function (GO): heme binding; peroxidase activity
Source: RefSeq, a predicted model, not a curated record
CUCCACCACCAAAGCUCAGUCAAGGCUUGUGCUCUGCUCGUGUCAGUCCCGCGCUAGGGUUUCGUUAGUCUCUCGUUUCUCUUCCGUUCUCUCUCGUCUAAGCUUUUCUGCUCCAAAAGCAGAAUCGGCGAUCAUGGCCAAGAACUACCCAACCGUGAGUGAAGACUACAAGAAGGCCGUCGACAAGGCCAAGAAGAAGCUCAGAGGAUUCAUCGCUGAGAAGAACUGCGCUCCUCUCAUUCUCCGACUCGCAUGGCACUCUGCUGGGACCUUUGACAAGAAGACGAGGACCGGCGGUCCGUUCGGAACCAUUAGGUACCCAGAGGAGCUCGCUCACGGCGCCAACAAUGGCCUCGAUAUCGCCGUUAGGCUUUUGGAGCCCAUCAAGGAACAAUUCCCUAUCAUUUCUUACGCUGACUUCUAUCAGUUGGCUGGUGUUGUUGCUGUCGAGGUUACUGGUGGCCCUGAGAUUCCAUUCCACCCAGGAAGAGAGGACAAGCCUAACCCACCACCAGAAGGCCGUCUUCCUGAUGCUACCAAGGGUUCUGACCAUUUGAGGGAUGUGUUUGGUACCAUGGGCCUCAGUGACCAGGAUAUUGUUGCUCUCUCUGGUGGUCACACUCUGGGAAGGGCCCACAAGGAACGCUCUGGUUUUGAGGGACCCUGGACUAGCAACCCUCUCAUCUUUGACAACACCUACUUUACUGAACUCCUGAGUGGAGAGAAGGAAGGCCUUCUACAGCUUGUAUCUGACAAGACACUUCUGACAGACCCCGUCUUCCGCCCACUGGUUGAGAAAUAUGCUGCGGAUGAGGAUGCCUUCUUUGUUGAUUACGCUGAAGCCCAUCUCAAGCUCUCAGAGCUAGGAUUUGCUGAUGCCUAAGCAUGGGACACUCACGAUGGUGCAAUAUCUGCUUGCCUUGCUUUUCUUUUCUCUUUUUUUGUGUUUUCAUUGUUGGUAAAUGACGGAAUUGGUGGAUUUUCUAUCAAGGAUUAGAAACGGAAGAAAAAAAGGGGAACUAGGUGGUUUUCUGCUGCGCUUUUUCUUUUUUGGGACGUGUUUGAACCGAAAUAUUCUAGUGCAACGCAGUGGUAAUCAGCUUUUUAAUUAAAUAAUAUUACACUUCUAGUCUGAAUGUUCA